Endocarpon pusillum Z07020 is the source of this 711-nucleotide messenger RNA. RefSeq lists its product as uncharacterized. The record is from RefSeq and is a predicted model, not a curated record. NCBI's taxonomy places the organism in Eukaryota, Fungi, Ascomycota, Eurotiomycetes, Verrucariales, Verrucariaceae. The transcript is spliced from 2 exons. Bases 1 to 711 code for a protein of 236 amino acids.
AUGCAUUUCCCACCAGCUAUUGUGCUCAUCAGCUCUGCCACUGCGGCACUUGCUGCAACGACAAUGCAGAGCAUAUCGUUCAUGGCGGGCGGCAUCGAGAAGCGUGACGUCUGUGUUCCAGUUCCGGAACCUGUAACGUGUGCGAGGUCUUGCGGUGCUGGAAGCGAACAAUGUGUUUACCCUUCACUCUGCUAUAACCCCACCAAGGGACAGAAAUGCUGCUCAAACGGAGAAUACUGUGAUCCGGGUUACUACUGUACAGACAGAGGUUGCUGUCCGGACGGUGCUCCCCUUGACCAAUGCGGCGCCACUAUCACAUUGAGCGUCAUUCCUCCUACUGGUCCGGAAGCAACUAGUGCCGCCAUCAGCGAGACCACGAGUGCUACCAGCGAAUAUAUCAGCUCUGCCACGACCGAGUAUUCGACUUCGACGACUGAACAUACAAGCCUGACCACCUACACAGAGGUCGAGAGCUCUGCAACAACAAGCUCGACAGAGUACACAAUCUAUCCCAUCUCUACCGAGUCCGCAACAACAACAGCCGAAAUAGCCUACCCACCUGUCACAUCCUCCAACGCGACUGUCACAUCUAACAUAACCGCCACAUAUUCUCCUCCUGCUCAGUAUACUGGCGGUGCGGGCAGAGUCCUGGAUACUGGGAUUGCUUACUUCAGCCUUGGUGGCCUUGGGGCGCUGCUCAUGUUCUGGUGA